Lecanosticta acicola is the source of this 1524-nucleotide messenger RNA. Lineage: Eukaryota; Fungi; Ascomycota; Dothideomycetes; Mycosphaerellales; Mycosphaerellaceae. The record is from the annotation of a GenBank genome assembly.
AUGGAGCUUCCGCCUCUCCCGCAGGCGCCGAGUGCUUCGGGCGGCAGCUUCUCCCCAGCCUCCAGGUCGGCAGGCGUCAUGUCCAUCUUAAAUCCUACCGAGCCCGACGACACUCCUCAAGGCCGCAGACGCAAGGCCUCGCAGAUGGAUCCGCUGCAUCCGUCCAUGUCGGUUCUACCGCCGUUGGCAACUGGCAACCAGCCACCGUACUCGACCAGCCGCACUUCCACGCCUUCCUCGAUGGGCAUGGCUGGUUCCACCGGCUCAUUGGGCGAUAGACCUCCCCGGAGAAUCUUGACUCCCCGAUCGCCAUCUUUGCAUAGAGCUGCGAGCCUCAAGCAGCUGCACAAUCCUCCAUCAGGGACGUAUAGUGCUCACAGUGCUCCCUUUGCGGUUUCUCCACGUAGCAGGACUUAUGCCGUCGAGCCUGGAACUUCAGGAGCUCCGCCAUUGCCAACACCACCGGCGGCUCUGAGGCAGAGCUAUGGGUUUCCUGCGCCAGCGCCAGCGCCAUCCGCCCAGCCAACUGGUCGAAGAGCUAGCAGCGGUGCUCCUCCGCGUGGAGUUAGACCGACGUCGGAAAGCACGAGUCCAAGGUCUUCGUACUCUUCUUACAGUCAGGCUGGACAGGCCUCUCCAGCAGCAUAUGCUGCUGGUACAUCUUCGAUGCCAACACUGUCAGCCGCAUAUUCGAGCGCAUCGGACCCCCAGAUCAGCGGUCCCGCGAGUGCACCUGGAUCGGUUGGGCCGGAUCGACAACGGGCGAUGGGGUUUCCACUAUCCUCCUCGGGUGGCCAGAACGUGUACCAGAUGAUGACGUUGGAGACCACUUCGGGCACUGUGCAACUCCCUGUCGAUGUGCAAGCCGCUUCACGCGUGGCGGACGAGAAGAGGCGAAGGAAUGCGGGCGCGAGUGCUCGUUUCCGACAGAGGCGGAAGGAAAAGGAAAAGGAAGCAUCCACGACCAUUUCGAGGCUUGAGCAACAGGUGAAAGAGCUCAGUGAGGACAUGGACUUCUACAAGCGCGAACGUGACUAUUUUGCCGGCGUGUUAUUACAAGUUCCUGGGGGAGAUCGCCACUUUCCACGACCGCAAUCUCCCCGCCAUCGCAGAGCUUCUUCUCUUGGAGCUAUUGCAGGCGCCGGAAAUGCCGGGUACAUUCCCAUACAAGAACAAGCAGCACGCAGUCCUGAGGACGGUCGGAAUGUCCGGCGGAGGACGUCGACUUUGUCGUUACCACCACCACCUCCACAGGUUCAGGGGCAGCUACCUGGUCCGCCAGCAUAUCCAUCCACCUAUGGAUCUCAGAACUACAUGCAGCCGCUUGCUCCGCAGCCUCCACAUCCGUCAUUGCAUCAAGGGGGGCCGCUCCCAUCGCCUUUGACCAGAAGCCAUCUGUCUGGCCCACCACCACCACCGGCGCCUCCUCAGCUCAUGCAAGCUCCCCCUCAGACCGGUCCGUGGAAUCCUUACGCUGAGCGCAAACCACCCGAAAGCUCGAAUCGGGGCAGAGACGGUCGGUGA